Molecule: messenger RNA, 225 nt
Organism: Paramecium sonneborni
Lineage: Eukaryota; Ciliophora; Oligohymenophorea; Peniculida; Parameciidae
Source: the annotation of a GenBank genome assembly
AUGAAGAAUAAAGUCAUUAAGAAGAAUAAUUAAAUAAUCAAACUGUUGUCAGAGUUGAAUCUCUAAAAUAAAUCCAAAUAUAAUUGUGAUAAACUUUUGCUAAUUCUAUAUAAUCCAUUAAAUAUAGAUAAUAAUAGUAAUAUAUUUUUCUUAAUUUAAGUAACUCUUAACAAUUAAAGAAUCUUAAGAAGAAGAAGUGACUAAAAGUCUACAAAAUCAAAGUGA